Branchiostoma floridae (Florida lancelet) is the source of this 1152-nucleotide messenger RNA. RefSeq lists its product as uncharacterized. NCBI's taxonomy places the organism in Eukaryota, Metazoa, Chordata, Leptocardii, Amphioxiformes, Branchiostomatidae. The coding region runs from base 1 to 1152 and encodes 383 amino acids. The record is from RefSeq and is a predicted model, not a curated record. The transcript has 2 exons.
AUGUCACAUGACGUUGUGUCCCUCUUUACGAACACUCCCAUCCCAGAGACUCUCAACAUCAUACAGAAAAGACUAGAAGAGGAUAGGGAUCUGAAGAGUCGGACGAACUUAGAGGUAGAUGACAUCAUUGAGCUGCUUUCCUUCAUCGUCACGACCACGUACUUCUCCUUCAGGGGUAACAUCUACCAGCAGAAAUUUGGGACAGCAAUGGGGAGCCCGGUAUCCCCGGUACUGGCAAACUUGUUUAUGGAGUGGCUAGAACAAGAAGCCAUUGCCACAGCACCCAUCACAUGCAAGCCCAAGUUAUGGAAAAGGUAUGUUGAUGACGUGGCAGAGGUGGUGAGGAGAGGAGCCCAGCAAGAGCUCACAGACCACCUUAACAGCAUCGACCCCACCGGCAACAUACAGUUUACGUAUGAAGAGGAGAAGGAAGGCACACUACCUUUCCUCGACACCCUUCUAGUGCGUAAGGAGGAUGGUACAGUGAAACUUUUGGUGUACAGGAAGAGCACGCACACGGACCAAUACCUAAACUUCCAGUCCCACCACCCUCUGCACCAAAAGUUAGGAGUUAUCCGUACCUUGUUGGACCGAUGCAACACCGUCACCACUGAAGACCAGGACAAAGAACAGGAAACACAACAUGUCAAGAGAGCCCUCACACGCUGUGGCUACCCUCAAUGGGCCUUCAACAAAGUGGAACAACAGAAGAAGAGACCGAAACAGAAAGAACUGAGCACUAAACAACAGGAAAAGUCGAAAGGUAUGGUGAUCAUCCCUUACGUCAAAGGAGUCACGGAACCUUUGGAAAGGGUAUUUCGGAAACACGGGAUAGUCACUGCAGUCAAACCCAAAACAACACUGAGAAGUCUGUUAGUGCAUCCUAAGGACAAACAGGAGGACUUAGCCAAAACAGACUGUGUGUACAGAAUCCCGUGCCAGAGCUGUGAUCAGGUGUAUAUUGGUGAAACAGGAAGGACUUUUGGGACGAGGUUAGAAGAACACAAGAAAGAAGCCAACAACAUAGAUGCCACAAGAUACACAAGAUCACAGAAAAGACUUGCGCUCAAAGAAGAAAAGAAGUCGGCAGUUACAGACCAUAUCGCCAGGAACAAUUGCGUAAUUGACUGGGAGGGGGCGAAGACAUAUUAA